UGUUUCCUUUACACUAUAUGUUCCGGCCAAGAGUCAACAAGAAUUUCCAGAUGUUUCAAGAGGCAUAAAAUAAAGCUCCUUUAAUCCUUUAACUCACAUGAGUGACCAAAGACAGAAUUCUCCUUACAAUAUCAAUAAAAUAUCAACCAAAGAAGUGAUGAGAACAAAGAAAAAUAUCAAUUUGGGGACAAUUAGUUGAUCCAAUACUAAAUUCUCUGAACUUACAUUAUAAGAAUUGUAGGGUUGACAGUAAGGAGAGUUACAAAUUUGAUCUGGGAGUUAAAGGGUUAUAAGCACAGAAAAGGGGAGGGGAAGCCUCCAACACAUCUUUGGAUUUGUGGUAGGUUGGGUUUGGCACAGUCCCAGUGACAAGUGGCAUUGGAGUUUAACAACCCAGAGGUAAAUCAAACUAAUUAGAUUUUAAUGAUGGUCGGAAUAACAAGGACUUGAGCAAUUCAAGGCUGGUGGACAAAUGCAACAUAGAAAAAUAUAUUUGUCUGAGCUGUUGUGACUCAGAAACAAAGGACGAAUCAAAAACCUAUAAGGUAUAGUCAAUAACAGAAACUGAUGUAUCUUCAUCAUGUUUGUCAUUUUUGGACAUAAAUCACUGCCCCUCCCCUUUUCAGAUUAUUGAUGAACUUUAUGGCAUCAGAAGAAUAUGAUGGCCCAAUUUCUAGCAAUGGAACUCCAUCUGUGGAGGUGCCACAGACAGAAAUGGCCAUCACCACAGAGGCUCAACAACAGCUGAGAACCAUAAAUCCUCUAUGA
Messenger RNA from Pocillopora meandrina, 768 nucleotides. The record is from the annotation of a GenBank genome assembly. Lineage: Eukaryota; Metazoa; Cnidaria; Anthozoa; Scleractinia; Pocilloporidae.